AAUCACAAGAUGCCUCUAGGGCCAUUUGGGGAGGUGGUGGGUACCACUGGGACUCUAGAGGCCCUUGGUCCAGAUGCAAGUAAUUACAAAAGCAAAGUUAUUGCUCCCAGAAACCCCAAACUUCUGAAAGAUGAUGAAGAAGGACACAAGAUGACACCUAGCAAAUUUAUGUUUGAUAUGCAAAUGAACACAGAGCAAAAAUUGGCCAACACUCAUAUUAUGAGAAUUCCCAAGAAAAUAGAACUGCUGGACAUGGCUGACACCAGCCUCCAGAAGUUUUCACAAGUAAAUAUUGAUGAACCAAUGUUUCAACCAUUCCCAUCUGAAAUUUACUUUCAAAACUUUGAGCCAUAUGAGGUUUAUGAAGUACCAUUGAUCUUGAGAAAUAAUGACAAGGUGCCGAGACUUGUAAAAGUGACCCAGGCUGACUCGCCAUACUUUGAAAUUAUCAGUCCACAUGAUGUGGGUCAUAAAGUGGGACCUGGACUUCCUACAACAUUCAAAUUACAGUUCCGUCCCGAGGAGAAAAAGGAUUACAAUCAUGAACUUGUGUGCAUCACUGAACGUGAGAAGUUUAUAGUGCCAGUACGUGCAAUUGGAGCCAGGGCAAUUUUGGACUUUCCUGACAACAUUCAUUUCCCAGCAGGCCCUGUGAAGAACACACACUCCAGAACUCUUCUGGUCAGAAAUGUGGGCAACAGCGAGGCAAAGUUCACACUUUCCGCAGAACCGCCAUUCAGUGUCACUCCUGAGAUAGGAACUUUAGGGGUACAGGACAGUAUGCAGGUUACAGUAGAAUUCACACCCCAGAAAGUGGGUGAUUACAACUCAGACCUUGUCCUUCACUAUGAUACAGGUGAAGAUGUGCUGAUUUCACUGUAUGGAGGGGCACAGGAUGCUAAUGUACGAUUGGACAAAAACUCAAUUAGGAUAGAAAACACGUACAUCUCCAUGGCCAAUCAAAGAACAGUGACGAUUCACAAUCGUUCAGACAUUAUAGCCCACUUUAGAUGGACACAGUUUGCCACAAAAGAAGAGGAAGACCAGCAGAAGAUGUCCAUGACUUCAAGACUUUCCCUGGAGGAAAGACAAGACUCCAAUAAAUUCCUAGAGGAGUGUGUCCAGGACCCUACCCUGAGGGACAAACUGUCCAUCCUCAACAGGACAUUCCAGAACAGGAGAAAGCUGGUGGAGAAUGACAAGAUGUUGUUUAAUGACGACGUCAUCCAGAUAGAACCAGUGGAGGGGGACGUGUGGCCAAACUCCAGCUUCGAGGUCAAUGUCAUCUUUAAACCUCGGGAGGCUGAGACCUGUAUGAAGACGGCUUUUUGUGACAUCACAGGUAGAGAAAGCAGACUCCCUCUCCGUAUCCGUGGUGAUGGAAUAGGACCAAACGUGCAGUUCUCUUAUGAAACUCUAGACAUGGGAAAUAUUUUUAUUGGAUCCAAGCAUUAUUAUGAGAUCAUUUUGAUCAACAAGGGCGAUAUUGAUGCCAUCUACAGUGUGAUGCCCACAAAGACUAUUUUUGGACCUUGCUUCAGUUUUAACCCUGCUGAGGGCAUUGUGAUGCCAGGGGGACAUCAGGCUAUUCAGAUCUCAUUUUCCAGUCCCUAUCUAGGAGAUUUCUUGGAGGAAUUCUCUUUCCAAGUUGAUGGACAGCCUCAGCAGCUUAAAGUGUCUUUCACUGGAUCUGUCAUUGGACCUACAUUCCAGUUUGAUGUACCAAAAAUCAAGUUUGGAACAAUCUCCUAUGGUUUUCUGAACACUCAGACGUGUAAGCUUCAAAAUACUUCCUUGGUCCCCAUGAAAUUCCACCUGAGAGUUCCUGGGGAUGGAACAACCCCUAGUGUCUGUUGCACUGAUGACCUAGACAACAAUUCAACAGAUAGUAGCACACCAGCUCCUCCCCCAGGGGCAGGGCAACCCAGGGAGUUUGAGAUCAUUCCCAGCUCAGGGACUCUCCAACCUCAGAGUGAACAGAAGAUUACAGUGAAGUUAAUCUCGAAUACAAUCAAGAAGUAUGAGAUGAACUUGGUGGUGGAUGUGGAAACUGUUGGAGAAGAUGUGCUGUCUCUUCCUAUCAGUGCCAAAUGUGUAGUGCCUCCUGUCACAGUUCUGAGUCCCAUUUUGGAUUACGGUCGAUGUUUUCUACGUCAUCCAUACGAACACUCUGUAAAGCUUCAUAACGACUCAGAUUUGCCGGCUAAAUAUGAACUUCUGCCACAGCAAAUAAAUGAGGAUACGCCAAUACUGUACAGUAGUCCCAGAUCAAAGGGCAUUGUGGAACCCCACUCCCUGUGUGAUGUCCCCCUCCUGAUUGAGGCCCAGAUGCUUGAGGAACAAGACAUAGUAGCCUACUUCUCCAUCUUUGGCAGUCCAGACCCACCUUUGGGUGUACAUAUAUCGUGUAUUGGUGAGGGUCCAGUUGUACAUAUCACUCCUAAUGAAUUGGACUGGGGGGUAGUGCCAGUCCUGACCAACAUUCCUAUGGUCAUCACCCUCUCUAACGAAUCCCUCAUACCAGCUCGCUUCACUGCCAACAUGGUGAGACCUCGCUCAGCCUUCAGUGUAGACCCUGUUGAGGGUGAAAUUCCAGCUGAGAAGUCCUUGGACAUUAAAGUCAUUGCACACCUUGACGAUGCUGUCCGCUUCCAGGAUAAACUACAGCUAAGUUUCCUGGAAAGUCAGGUCCGCUACAUUCCUUUGACUGGCUACGGUCAGGGCACCACCAUAGUGUCAGAUCCACCGCUCACCCCUCAGCUUAACCUAGGACCCAACUUCAGUAAUCGUCCUCUGAAGAAGUCAUUCAAACUGACCAACAAAGGGAGGCGACACCAGCAGCUGGUCUGGAGUUUGGAUGGUUUUGGUCCCGUGGGUAAAGCACGGAAAGAUUUAGCUGCUUACAACCCACUGGACAUGAAAUACAGGAAUGUCCCUCCUCCACCCCAGCCUCCAAAGCCAAUAUUCAGCCUCAACCCAAACAGAUUUGACCUUCCACCUGGGGCCAGCUUUGAGAUGUUUAUUGAGGGCUUUGUAGAAAGCCCCCAGUUUGUGAGGGAGCGCAUGCUGUGUCAUGCCAUCAUUGGCAGACAAGGAGGAAAGGAGCUGAUUAUGAGGGUGGACGUGUCUGCUGACUUCAUCAGUCCACUACUGGAAUUCUCCACCAAAUCUGUCUACUUCAGGUGUGAUAAGAAACCUCAUGACACCUUGAGUAAGAUGGUCAGAGAUUUGAAGAUGAAAUGUGUCUACACUGCCACUGACCACUGGUCUGAAGUUACAGAGGCCAUUCAGAUCAUACUAGAUGAUGACUCCAGGGUGUCUGAAACGGAAAUACAUUUGGCCGUUGGGAAGGAGUACACUUUGAGAAUUGAGUUUGACCCAGCCUACAAGGAUGACCUUCACAUUCGGACCAUUGAUGAAGUUCUACACAUUGCAUACAAGGAGCAUCCCCACAUUGAUUACAUAGCUCUGCGUGGAGAGGUCUAUUUCCCCAAUCUGGAGUUUGAGAAGACUGUGGUAGACUUUGGCUGUAUCCUGAAUGACACCGAGGUCACAAGAUAUAUAAACAUCACCAACAACAGCCCAAUGGAGGUCAAAUACAGAUGGUGCUUCCUGAUUGGGGAUGAACCCUGUACUGUUAUCAAUCGCCCACCUCCCAGAAAACCGACCAUCAAACUGGAGGAGGUGGUGGAGGAAGAAGACGUGCUGGAGGAAGAGGAGGAGGGGACAGAGAAGGUGGAGGUGGUCAUUGAAGAGGAAGAGGAGAAGAUGGAAGAGGAGGAAAAGGCAGAAGUGGAACCUACUAAGGAGGAAGAAUCCAAUCUUGAGCUGACAGAACCAAGUGAAGAGGUCAUUAAGAAGCCUGAAGAAGAUGAGGAAGACAAUAAGCUGAUUGACGAGCAGACAGCGAGUCCCCGGGCCGAGAGUCCCGCUCAGGAGGAUCAGGUGGAGAAGGGACAACUAGAACAGGAGGGCAUGCCGGAACACGGAGUGGAGAAGGACCGGACCGAUGACCUGAGGAUCAGUAUCGGGUCAAUGAAGGAGGCUCCUGUAGAAGACGACCCUCUGAAGAGUAACCGUGCACUGAGUCGUCUACUGGAACAGGAGAGAGAGGAGUUGUCUCCCAUUGGUAUUGAAGAGGUGUUUGACAUUUUGCCUCUGUAUGGAACACUGAUGCCUGGUGACACAGAACAAGUGACCAUGACCUUUUAUGGUCAUGCAGACAUUUGGGGUCAGGCAAAGGCCAUUUGUGAGGUUGAGGGUGGCCCUACUUAUGAGAUCAUUCUGAAGGGAGAAGCUUCACUAGUUGAAUACAAGUUUGAUACAAAAGAGAUUGAUUAUGGAAUGCAGAUGUAUGACCAUGUCUGCACUGCUGAGAUUACUCUAGUUAACCUGGGAAAAGUUGGUUUUGAAUUCACUGGAGUAGGCAUGGAUCCAGCUCAAGCCAAGAAACCUAAGCCAGGUGUGCCAAUAAUGGUGCCUCACACUGGUUACAUUGAGCCCCUGAGCCAACAGAAGCUUACUGUCAAGUACCUGCCUGGAGUUCCUGAAGAUUUCUCCAAGAGCUUCACAAUCCAAGUUGCUCAUUUUGAACCAGAUGAAAUUAAGAUCCAUGGAUCGGGAGUGUUUCCCCGUAUUUCCCUGGAUCUGCCCAGAAGCAAUGACCCAGAGGGCUACUACCAGGAACUGGAAACUGCUGCUCGAGAAAAUCUAGCCAAGACAGGAAGAAAAACCACCAAGGCAAUGGAGCGACCCAGUAGUGGCCUGGCAACACACGCUCUCAGACACGAUCAUAUGCAGGGUGAGAUGUCAACACAACCUCAAGAACUGGAGGUACAGAUGGAAGUAGAACGUCUGGCUGUUCAGCAGUUUGCUCUUGAUCAGCAGGCUCAGAUACAAGCUCGUCCUGACCUGUAUGAUGUCACACCCCCGGACAGUAACGAGAGCCGAGAAACCAGUGACUCUAAGGCUCCAAAGAAAAAGAAAGUCAAACCAAGACUUCCAGAAUAUAUUUUGGACUUUGGUCAUCGUGUUUUGGGAACAGUGUGCACACACAUCAUAAGGGCAACCAACACCGGGGUGUUUCCUGUCUCUUUCCAAGUGGAGCGUGAUGAUGUGCAUCGCUAUGGAUUCCAUGUGGAGCUGGAUCGGGUCCGGAAUUUGCCCGGAGCUCCAGACCAUGAGACAGUGGACUUUGUUGUUAGUUUUGAUCCCAGGGGAGCUAAUCUGCCCCUAGGACCCAUAGAAACUGUAGUACCAAUUAAUAUUUUGAAUGGCCCAGUCAUUCAAUUGAAACUGAAGGCUAACGUGACAAUGCCAGACAUGGAAAUAUCUGAUGAUUCUCUGGACUUUAGUGAAGUGAAAUGUGGAGAAUGUAAAGUUAUCACAGUACAGCUCUACAACCAACAGCAGGUCAAAUGUGAGUGGAACUCACUGCCCUCGGAAAAAGAGCUCAGAAAGGCUGAGAAACAUGUCCCAAUGCAUCUGCGGAGGAAACAAAAAGAUAAAGAUAAAACAAAGCCUCGUCAUUUUGAGAUCAUGCCUCCUACUGGUGUUCUGAUGCCAGGACAAAGAAUCAAUGUCCAAGUCAAGUUUAUGCCCACUGAAGAGAAAUUCUAUGAGCAGAGGAUUCCCAUCAGAAUCUACCAGAGCAGUCAGCGGAUCCUCUUGUUGUGUCGGGGACAAGGGUUGGAGCCCAGAUUGGAGUUUGAUCGUAACCUUGUGGAAUUUGGUCCAAUUCUGCCACACAGCAGUGGAGAUGAACAGGAAAUCAUAGUCAAGAAUCCCUGUAAAUUCCCUAUAGAAUUCUACAACUUGGAGUUUGACUCAACAUAUCUAGAGGAAGAAAAGAUUUUACGAAUCAUGAAAGGAUAUGACGAAUACAACACAAUCUUACUGCCUCCAAGAGGCACUGGAGAAAAAUUACCCCCAGAACUGAUAGAAUUUUAUGAAGAGCAAAUGAAGAAGUUGGAGGAAUCUGAACGUGCCCGAAAAGAGGCUGAGGAAGCUGCUCUGGCCGCUAAACGUGAGCUGGAGGAUCAGACCGGGGAGGGGGAGAGUGAAGAAGGAAAGGAGGAGGACUCUGUCCGCACAGAUCUACCCCCAGGGACAAACGAUUCCCGUGCAGGGUCCAAAGCAGGGACUGUUGAAGCACUUGAUCUCGAGGAUCGUCUGAAGAAAGAUGAGAUGGAUGAUGUAGAAGAAACUGCCAGCAGUAUUGGAGUGGGAGAAUUAGAGAUUACCCCAGUAUCUGCAGCCAUUGCUAGACAUCUAGGUAUUGACCUCACCCCUGAGGGUAAAGCUGCCAGGAACAGAAGAGGGCUGGCUAUAAUUGUCCAUGGUGCUCCCAUGUCAGGAAAAACAGCUACAGCUAUUGCUCUGGCUAAGAAAUAUGAGGCUGCCAUUUUGACUGUUGAUCAGGUAAUAUUAGAUGCCAUCUCCAGUGGAAACACAUCUGCAGGUCUGCGGGCCAGGGAGAUGUGUCAAGAGGCGGCUAGGAAAAGGGCCGAGGAGCUGAAACUGCUGGAGGGAGAGGAAGCCGAGAAGAAACCAGGAGGACUCAGUGUGGAACAACUUACAGCACACACUCAAGUCACCACGGGCGCCACCACUGUACCUCAGACUACUUCCAUCAUCUCCAAUCGUAAGACUAGCACUGUUUCAGAUGUCAAAGGCUUGAAGGACAAGCACCACGGUAGUACAGCCGCAGGGAAAACGGGCAUCAAUACGUCCUCAAUAGAUGGAGCCACUGGUAGUCAGCAAACCAGUAGUAAGACACUGACCACAUUACAGGCAGUUCCUGGUCAUGGACACCCACCAGAAAAAGGCGGGGCUGGUCAUGCUCCGCCCACCAAGGGCGCCCACGCAGAGAAGGUCCCCAGCAGUCCCCCACCUCUAGCAGCCCCUAUUGCACGGCGCCUCAGUGUCAGUGCCAGCGUGGCUGGUGAGGAGGGGCUGAUGAGCUGCGUACUGCCAGAGGACCUCAUCGUGGAAAUUCUGUCAGAGAGGCUCCAGUUAAAUGACUGCCACAGGGGUGUUGUUUUUGAUGGCCUUGAGAAUCUGUUUGCCCAGAAUCUGUAUAUCACUGCCCACUCCAUACUGAGGGCGCUAAAUAACCGCAGAUUUAUCUACUUUGUGACAAUGAAACUGGAUUAUAACGUUCUCAAGGAGCAGGAGAAGAAGGCCGAGGAGGAAAGAGUGCGACAAGAGAAACUGAAGGAGGAAGAAGAUAGACAGAGACUGGAGGAAAUGUCAGAGGAUGAAUAUGACGCUCUGUCUGACGAAGAAAAAGCCGAGGUGGACAGAAAACGACUGGAAAUCAAGAAGGAGCGCAUCAGAAAAGAAAUGGAGGAGAAGAUGGAAAGAGAGAGGAAACAGAGAGAAUUAGAGGAAAUAGAGAGACAAAGACUGGAGGAGGAAAAGGCUUUGAAGAAAGGAAAGAAGAAGACGGCUGAAAAGAAAGAAGAGCCGGCCAAGGACGGAAAGAAGGGUACUGCAACAGGGAAGCCACAGAGUGCCAUGGACUCUCGUGUACAGGCCUCCCGGGCUGGGGCUAAGGACGGGGAACAUGGCAGUAAAACCGGCGCUAAUGAACGACCCGAGUCCCAUCAGACAGAGAAAAGCGACACAGCUAUGGAUGACAAGAAAGCAAAGAAGGGUAAGGAUGGUAAGAAGGAUGAAAAGGGGAAAGAGAAAUCAAAGGAACUGACAGAUCCCCCACAGGAGGAAUUACCUCCCCCUCCCAAGGAAUCAGAAAUCCUGCUCAUGCAGAGAUUCCGCACCUUUGAGCAUGCUCAAAAAGAUAUCAUGGAAAUGAUUGAGUUCUGGGACAGAACCACUCUGAGUCUGAAGAGGCCACCUACACCAUCAGAGAAAUCUGAGGACGAUGCGGCUCACCACCCUCCGUCUGGAAAAAAGGGAAAAGGGGGCAAAGAUAAACAUGAGAAAGAAAAAGAGAAGGAGAAAGAGAGACUGAAACAGAUAGAAAAGGAGAAUGCAGAGAAAGCAGCCAAAGAGGCUGCAGAGAAGGCUGCCCAGCAGGGUGAGGGUGAUGGAUUGGACGGUGAGGUCAUGUUUGAUGAAGCAGCAAAGGAAAAGGAAGAAGAUGGCACAGGAGUACCAAACAUCGUCGUAGACUGCUCAGAUAAAUCAGUGUCUGCUUACGAUAAAGUACUACAGACCAACAGACUGCCCUCCAUGGAAGAGGUUCUUGAUGGUCUGGGUCUUGGCCCAAAAGGACCACCAAUCCCUCCCCCUGCUGCAUUUGCUGUGGUUCCUUUCCCAGUGAAGAGAAGAGCACCACCAGUCAGUGAAUUUGGAGGCCGCUACAUUUUUGUAGCAUCAUCCCCUGAUGAUCCAAACAUAGGGGCACCUGACCCUAAGGAACUUGAACCGGAAGAGGAGAAAUCUGUGACUCCAGACAAGACAGAGCACACUACGCCCACCAAAGGCAAGGGGGGCAAGGGGAGUAAAGAGGACAAGAAAGAUAAGGAAGACAAGAAGGGGGAGCGUAAGAAGAGUGCCGAGAGGCGGACGGGAACAGCCACAGGAAAGUCCUCAUCACGACGCAACUCAAUGCAGGUGGCAUCCCCACCACCAGGGGCUACAACUCCUGUGUCAGACAUCGAUGCCUUAAGCUCCACAGGGGAAGGCGUGGCUCUCGGUGAGGCCAAAACACCCAAACUGUCAAUUUUCCGAUGGAUAAUCCCAGCCAAUGGAGAAGUUGUUAUCAGGCUGCGCUUCCAGUCAGAAGAACUUGGUCAGUUUGACCAGACCCUGAACUUUGAGAUUGUGGGAACUCGUAGAAGAUACCAGCUCUACUGUAGAGGGGUGUGUGCUUUCCCCUCUAUCAGCCGUGAACCCAGGAUUGUGUUCCCAAAUCGCAAGAAGAACAAGAAAUCUGAUGAAAUUGUUCACAAGAAAUAUAUUCUUGCUACAGAGACUUUUGAAUUUGGUCCACUCUCUCCAGGAAAAUCCAGAGCAGACAUGAAGAGUGGUCGAUUCCCAGAAACCAUGGAGAAGAUAACGAUUUGUAACACCUCUCCUCUGGAGGCUGAUAUCAGCUUCUGUUAUCUAGAGGACAGUAAAGGAGAGACGUUCCUCUUAGAUCCCACAAAUAUGAUUCUGAAACCUGGCGAGUCUCAACCCCUCACCAUCUGGGCGUACCCGCGACAUGAGGGGCACUAUGAGGAUAAGAUUGUCUGCUGUAUUAGAGAGAACCCCGAGCCUGUGGUGUUUAAAGUCUGCUGUGAUGCCUUCCUUCCAGCUCUGGAAUUAGACAAAAAGGUGUUCCACUUUGACAGUGUCCUACUACACAGAAAAGACACCAAGACCAUUUACAUGAGGAAUAACACCCAGCUGCCGGUGAAGUGGAAGAUCACAGGCUGGGAAAACCUCGGGGAUGACUUCACGCUGGCGGAGGAUAACGGAGUCGUGGAGCCUCUGUCUGAAGUCCCUCUCCAUGCUUACUUCAGGGCCAUGAAACCCGUCUCCACCAUCAAAAAAAUGAUCAGACUGGAGGUAUCUGAUCUUCAGGAGAUCACUGGUCUGUUUUCUAACGAGGCUAUUCAGGUCAUGGCUGAGGCUUAUGACGUUGCUCUGGAUGUCAGUUUCCAAAAAGGAAAUGAUGGAGGACUAGAUUUUGGAACUGUAAAAGUUGGUCAGGAAGAAAAACUCACAUGUCAUCUCAAAAACAAAGGCAAAUUUGAGAUUCAGUACAACUUUGUGUUUGACAAUUGUGAUCCCAAGAACCCAAAUCCCUGGGACUUGUUCACUGUGAAUCCCAGUAAGAUGACUCUGAACAUGAACGACCGACCCCAGCCAGUCACGGUGUCCUUCAAAUCAAACAAGGAGGUUCACAUAAAAGAACAGCCUAUCCUCAAAUGUCAGGUCAUUGAGCCGAGACUUGGUGAUGGAGGGGAAAUUAUAGCAAACAUUCCCAUCAAAGUUUCCGCUGAAGCCGAAUUUGCAAAAUACUCAAUCUCCCCCAUCAGUGACAUUAACUUUGGUGCUCUGUUAGUGAAUAAUAAAAAGCAGAAAAUGUUCACUAUUUAUAACCAGGGCAAAUAUGAAUUUAAAUACACCAUUACCCUAAUGCAGAAGGAUAAGGACACACAGCAGGGUCAGGCUCGAGGAAAUCGCCCGCCUGUAAAAGACAACAAGAGAAGUCGAUCUCGAGAUGGCUCGAGCUCAGGACGCUCAGUAGCCAAACCCAAGAAAACCGACUCAGUCAGUAGUGAAUAUAACAGCUAUAGCAAGGCUGGUUUAAUUGAUCGCACAGCGUCCAGAAAUCUGCAACCUUCCAACCAAACUAACAGACGCACAGGCCUGUACAGACAAGAGGGAGUUGGUGGACAAUCUCGUCUGCAGUUUAAGAUCUUCACUCUGUCCCCGGCUUAUGGAAUUAUCUACCCUGACCACAGCCAGCAGAUCCUUGUGGAGUGUGCCGCAGAGGUCCAGGGCAGAUUUGAUGAGGAGCUGUCAAUAGAUAUCACAGACCGUGAUCCCUCAGAUCACUACCCACAUGGAAUCUCCUACAGAAUCAUUGCUGAGACUUGUACACCCUCCAUCAAUGUCGAUGACAUCAGCUCCAUCUUUGAGGAACAUAGAAUUGUCAAGAAUCUGGCUUUGUGGCAGCACCAUAGUCAGAGUGCUGAAAACACUGCAACUGAUGGAGGAGUGUAUGGAGAAGAUGACAAGAAGUUUAUCUUUAACAAUGUGAUCAUUGGACGUAAAGCUAAGGCUCGCUUUAAGAUCAGUAACACCAACAAGGUGCCCUGUGACAUUCUUUUCUCCGUAAAACCAGUACAGACAAAGGGAACCAGACAACAGCAGGAUAUAUUUGAGGUGGAACCAGUCAGGGCUCAGAUCAUGAACCACAGUCAUGUGUAUGCCACCGUGACCUUCACACCUACAUCUAUGCAGAAUUUCAAUGCCAUAUUUGAGGCAGCCAUUGAGGGUGUAGCAACCAACCAAGCUAGAGGAAAGAACCUGACGUUCGAAGUUUCUGGAGAUGGAAACCUUCCCAGAAUAAACAUACAGAAGCCAGCAGUGCGUAACAAGCGUGGUCAGGCUCUGAUGCUGUUUAAGAAGAACUUGAUUAAUAGUACAGAGACAAUGCCUUUGGUUCUGGUCAAUGAUGGAACACUGCCCAGUAAGGUGGACAUUGACCUGAUUGACCAAGAUAAUGUGUUCCAACUCAAACCAGCAGAUGGUACCAAUGCUAUCAUGGAAGAUGAUUAUGAAGACACAAAACGUCCACACACUGCUUCAGUGGUUGUUGGAGUUGGAGAGACAGCAUCUUUCACUGUGACCUAUAAACCCACAGCAGUUCAAAGGUCACAGGCCCACAUCCAUUUAAUGGUAGUGGACAACCAGUACGAAGAUUCCGUCAUCCAGCUGGUGGGUGAAGGUUACCAGGAUGAUAUCACCCUGGACAACAUCCACAGUGUAGGGACUGGUACAGAACUAGACCUCGAGGAAGGAAACAUGGCAGAAGAUGAUGUAGCAGCUGCCAAGCCAAAUUUGAUAAGAUUUGGUGACUGCUUCAUCAAUGAGCCAAGAACUCUGUCCUUCUCAAUGAGAAACCAUUCCAAGACAGAUUGUCUGAGGUUUGCGUGGCCAGACCACCCACAGCUUAAAUUCUCUCCACAAGUGGGUCACCUUCAUGCUAACACUGCCAAAGACAUGACAGUGACCUUCAAGUCUGACCAGCCUAAAACCCUGACUGAGAGUCCAAUCAACUGUAAGGUCACCAAGAUUACAUUUGACAAACCUCAGAAGGUGUCGGACUGGGACGAUAGGAUUCGCACAGUCAAGUGGAUCGAUGUCCCCACCUCCCCACAACCCUCAAGUGAAGGAGGUGCCAAGGCUCCCUUGAGUAGUCGUCCAGCCAAGAAGAAGGUGAUUGAGACAGAAACUGAGCCCGCUCACACAGAGCAGGCCGACUCAAGUAGGAAUGUUGAGCUCUUAGUGUCAGCCGUAGCAGACUACUGUAAAUAUGAAAGCAAGAUUGAGUCCAUCCACUUCAAAGACACCCUCAUGUUCCAAAGCAGAGUUUAUGAAUUUACUAUCAGCAAUAAGGGCACCAUUAAGAUGGAUUAUAGCUGGCAGGUAGUCAUGGAGAACAUGCCCCCACCUCCACAGAGGGCUGUGACCUUCGUGUCAGAAGGAGACCGCCCAGAGUCCAGAAUGGAGGUCCCUGACUCGAGCUAUGUACCAUUCAGUAUUGAACCUGAGUUUGGAACAAUCUCAGGUGGCAAAAAACAGAGCUUCACUGUUAAGAUGGCUCCUUUGGAUGUCAGUGAAUACGAAGGAAGACUUAUUUGCACGAUCCCUAACCUUGAGAAGGAUCAGCAGGGCCCUGUGAUUGGUCUGAAAGGGAAAAGCCUGAUGCCGUACUGUCACUUUGAGCUUGAGGACUCGGACUAUAUCAGUGGUGCCCGGAGGAAUCCAGAGAUGAAGGGACCUAAUGGAGCACCCCCAGGAUCCACCCUAGAUCCCAACACUAGGGUCAUAGAGUUCAGCUGCAUUGGGAUUGGUGUCAAAAACACCAAAACAUUUGCCAUUGUGAAUCCCACAAGUCAGCCAUAUACCUUUGAGUGGUCGUGUGAAGACGAGGAUGAUGCUAAAAAACCCUCAGCAUUUAAAUGUCUCACCCCCAAGGGCAGCGUUAAAUGUGGAAAGAAAUACCAGGUCUCUUUUGAGUUCACCUCUCAGGAGCUUACUCUGGUGGAAUCCUUCUGGAGGUUCCACAUUCCUGAGCAGAACAUCAGUGUCCCAUUCCUGUUGGUGGGUCAGGCCCGUGAACCAGAUAUUUCCAUGGACAGAUCUCACAUGAACUUCAAAGCUCUCCUCAUUGGUCACGAGGCUGUGGAGACUGUGUACCUGAUGAAUAACGAGGACCAGCCAUUCUUCUUCCAGUUUGAGGAGGAUUCCUGUCAUUCCGCUGGCUUUGCAGCUCACCUUGGGGUCAGUCCCAUGUCUGCCACCAUCCCUGCCAAAUCUCGUUCUCUCUAUCUCCGUGGUUGUCAGGAGAGCUGGCAUUUUUAUCGUCCAUUCCCUGGGGUUUUUGAGAAACUGAAGGUUUCACCAACUCGGGGCUUAAUUCAGCCCAAAUCCAGAAUGCCAAUAGAGCUGUACUUUGUGCCAAAUUCUGACAAGGAAGUGAACUUUAACCUUGUGUGUAAGGUCAAACGCAAGGUGCUCCCUGUGACCUUAAAUGUGAAGGCGGAAGGAUAUGCCAUGAACUGUCAGCUGUUGUGUGAAGACUCCACAGGCGUCAACAAAGAGUUUGUGUCUGAUGGAAUUAACAUCAUUAGAUUUGGAGAGGUUGAGGUGAAUGAAAAACAGCUAAGGAACCUGACCAUUCUGAACACAGGCAAGUUUAACUUUGAUUACGAGUGGGAGCUACACAUGUCCAACAAAAAGAGGGAGAUGGUGACCAUCGAGCCAAUGAGUGGAGGAGUGGAGCAUGGAAACCGGGUCAACUGUAAACUGACCUUCUGUCCUCCCUGUAGGACCACGCUCAAGGACACAGAAAUUGUCCUCAAGAUCUCUCAUGGCCCUAGCUAUGUGAUAAACCUGGAGGGAUUGGGUGUGACCCCAGGCCUGGGAUUUUCCUUCCCCAGCUACAACUUUGGAAACUGCUUCAUCAUCAAACCUGGCAUUCCACCCAAGACAAAAGUACUCACUCUCACCAACAAAGACAAGAAAGAAAUCAGUGUCGAGUGCCUGUAUCCCAAUAACGACUACCUGAGGCACACCUUUGAGAGUGGGAUCUGUAUUCCUCCCGGUAAAUCCUAUGACAUGACCUUCACCUUCUGUCCGAGGGAGGCCAAAAAAUAUGUGGAAACUGUUCAGUUUGAAAUCAAUGGUUUAUCAAAACAGAGUGUACAGAUGAUUGGCACUGGAACAGAAUUAAAGGUUGAAGUUGCUGACCCUAAACACAAGAUUGUGAACCUGGGAGCCUCAGAAGUUACCAAAAAUUCUCCAAAGAAAAAGAAAUUUAUCCCAAUUAUCAACAACAGUCCUGCUCCAGUGACCUUUAACCUGGCCUUGACCCCAGAGACUCCUGCUCUUCAGUCAACAGGUGCCCUGACCAUAUCUCCUACAAACACUAUCACCCUAGAACCGGGUGGCAUGUGUAAAGUAGAGGUGGCCUUUGCCAGCAAUACCAGAAUUCCACAGUUCUCGGAGGAAGUGACAAUGGAGUUUGCUGGUCAAUAUGAGACCUUGUUUGUAGUUAAAGGUCAGUGUUUGGGUAUGGAGGUCAGUUUGGACACCACAGCAAUCCCAUUCCCUACUGUAGUCAAGGGCAGCUCCAGCUCGAGGAAACUCAUCAUGAGUAACACUGGGGACAUGACAGCCAGGUUUAAGUGGGACCUGAAGAAAUUUCGUCCUGACUUCUCCAUUUACCCAGUAGAGGGCUGCAUCACUCCUGGCAUGGAUGUGACCUUUGAGGUCACCUUUGAACCUAAGGAAGCUGUAGCUGACAUCAGAUAUGAUAACCUGAGGUGCUUCUUGGAAGACCCUGUUACUAGGAAACCUGGAGUCCAUCCUCCAGUAACCUUGACCUUAACUGGGGGAUGUACAGCACAGCCCACCACAAAAGAAGUUCCUCAGCACUUCACCUGUCCAGUCCGUUCCACAGAUGUAAAGAAUCUACAAAUCACUAACAAGACUAACGCCCUGUGGAACCUGAAGCCUGUUAUUGAUGCUGAGUACUGGAGUGGUCCCCUGACCUUUACAGUGGAGCCCCAGACCAUGAACAAACCCUACCCCAUCUCAUACCACCCCCUCACCAUGACCCAGGAGGGCAAGAAACACACAGGCACGGUGUUCUUCCCAUUACCUGACGGCACUGGUCUUCUGUUUACUGUCAGUGGUACUGCAGAACCUCCCAAAAUGAACGGAGGACAGAAAAUUCUGAAUGACAUCCCCUGUAAGGUCCCUUUUGUAGAACACUUGCCUGUUGAGAACUGGCUGAAGCGGCCUCAGAGGUUCUCUGUGAAGUGGGAAAUCUUGAGACAGGAUACCAGACAGGACACUUCUACCGACAUUAAGGGCAUGAGUUUUAUUGAUGUACCAGCUAAUGGCAAAAAGGAUUACAAGCUUAAUGUAUUCGCCUACAAAGAAACAACUUUACCUCUAAAGGUUGUUUUUACAAAUGAUAAAACUGGAGAAUACCAGUGGUAUGAACUUCAGUACAAGUUCAUCAAAGGUGGAACCAUUGAAACAAUAGAACUGACGACACCAGUCAGGCAGAGUGCAUUUAAAAAGAUCAAAUUGGAAAACACCACCAAACAGGCCACCACAUUUAACGUCCAGAAUAAUAUCCCCGAGAUUCUCAUGCCAAACACAUUCUCUGUUCCACCACAGUCCACGUAUGAGUGUACCAUUGAGUACCAGCCCCUGAAGGUUGGAGAGUCCCUACAGAGAAUAGAGAUGGUGUCUAAUGACCUUGGGAGCUAUGUUUAUGAGCUGAAGCUCAAGGCUACACCAGCCAGACCUGAGAAAGCCCUGUACUUCAGAGCUGGCCUAGGACAAAGUCACAUCCAGGUUGCCAAGUUCUUGAACUUUGCCAAACAAGCAAAAGCAGAUUACACCUGCAAGGUGGACAAUAAUGAUUUCCACACAGAGAAGACGGUCGCGGCAGCUCCAGGAGCCCCAGGUGGCACAGAGGUAGCACUAGAUGUGACCUUUGAACCCUCCAAACUAGGAGAACAGAGAGCAUUACUGACUAUCAGUUCACCACAGGGAGGGGAAUAUGUCUUCCCUCUUUUUGGAACCUGUGUACCACCCAAACCACAGGGUCCUUAUGUAGUAAAAGCUGGAUCCACCACCUCCAUUCCAUUCCGUAAUGUAUUCCACCAGCAGACAGCCUUUACAUUCCAGGUAGAUAAUCCAGCUUUCCACCUCACCAAGCAAAGUGAGAACGUUAAGCAUCGUAAAGAGUACAAAAUUGUUGUUGGAUUUGAUGGAAACGACAGUGGAACAAAAGCUGGAGUGAUGGGCAAACUGAUUAUCACCUGUCCAAAGUCAGCUGGUGGCAGUAAUGUACAGUGGGUGUAUUACCUGAAAGGAGUCACCGUGUAAAUAUAGUGCUCAGAAACCUUUAAAUGUGAUAGAAUCAACUUUGAAGUGUUAUUUACAUAAAUGUUCCGUCCAUGGAAUUUGUACUGUGAUAAUUUUUUAUGUAUUUCCUGUAAGGUUGUUUUUCUAUUUAUUUUUGAAAAUCUCAAUUGUUUGGAAAUAUUCUAUGUCUUAUAAUAGAUUUGAAUUUUUUAUGAAGUUUCUCAUAUUGAAAUUGUCAAUCUUAUACAUGUAUGUGUAAAUAAAAUAUUGAAUUGUA
Messenger RNA from Saccostrea echinata, 16351 nucleotides. RefSeq names its product hydrocephalus-inducing protein homolog. NCBI's taxonomy places the organism in Eukaryota, Metazoa, Mollusca, Bivalvia, Ostreida, Ostreidae. The record is from RefSeq and is a predicted model, not a curated record. Gene Ontology annotation, biological process: axonemal central apparatus assembly; cilium movement. Gene Ontology annotation, cellular component: axoneme.